AUGUCCCUGACCUCGUGGCAGCCCGACAGCGCCGUCACGGCGUGUGUCGUGUGUGACACAAACUUCACCAUCUUCAACCGCCGCCACCACUGCAGAAAAUGUGGCCGUGUGGUCUGCAACCUGUGUUCCAGCCAGAAAGUCAAGUGGUUCCCAGGGUCCAGGGUUCUUACGCCUUCGGGGCUGGUGCGGGCGGAUGGCGAUUUUUACAAAACAUGCGACGAGUGUGUUGAGGAGAUCCAGAUGAUCCGGAGGGCUUUGUUUGAGCCACCGCCAGAACAGCCACAGGAUGAGGAAACGACUACUCAGAGUGCCACAGUGCCUGUUCAGCGCCAGGAGAGCCCACCUUUGGGCGAUUUGGUUGGUCUGGAGAACAACGACGAGAACUUGUGUCCUAUUUGCGGGACCAAUCUCCUCAAGGCGUAUGUCAAGAAAACACGCCACGAGCACAGAGACACCUCCCAUUCCGAGUACGAGCAGUACAAGGAGUUCCACAUCAGCGACUGCCUCGUGCGGUUCGACUUCAGCGGCUCCCACCAGCGGCUCCUGCUGCCGCACAACGCCCUGCUGCUGAACGUCAGAAACAGGAUGUUGGUGUACCAUGUCCCGCCUCUUCCACAGCCCACCUACGAGUUUAUCGAUGAGCUGCAGAAGGAGCAGGAGCUGCAAAAAGAGCCUCCCGUGGGGCUGGUCACGCUGGAGCUCAAGGAGAAGGAGGACUUUGAAGAGGAGUGUGUCAUUUGUCUCGAAGAGCUACGGCCAGGCGAUAAAGUGGGCCGCCUUGAGUGCCUCUGUGUAUUCCACUACAAGUGCAUCAAGGACUGGUUCAACAAGAAGGGCUACGGCGAGUGCCCUGUGCAUUUCCAGCACCACUGA
Candidozyma duobushaemuli is the source of this 873-nucleotide messenger RNA. Its product is annotated as phosphatidylinositol-3-phosphate-binding ubiquitin-protein ligase. The transcript has a single exon. NCBI's taxonomy places the organism in Eukaryota, Fungi, Ascomycota, Pichiomycetes, Serinales, Metschnikowiaceae. Gene Ontology annotation, molecular function: metal ion binding. The coding region runs from base 1 to 873 and encodes 290 amino acids. The record is from RefSeq and is a predicted model, not a curated record.